Molecule: messenger RNA, 2381 nt
Organism: Pieris napi
Lineage: Eukaryota; Metazoa; Arthropoda; Insecta; Lepidoptera; Pieridae
Product: pneumococcal serine-rich repeat protein-like
Exons: 3
Coding region: 72-2351 (759 amino acids)
Source: RefSeq, a predicted model, not a curated record
AUUAUCACAGAUGUUCUUUUGUCUAUAUUAUAUAAAAUAGGCCUAGCUCGGAAAUUAGUUACUUCGACAGCAUGAAGCUGAUUGGUUUAGUGAUUUUCGGGUGCCUUAUCGCUGCGCAGGCGUACCCAACUUUGGGGCCUGUCGCUCUCGGCUCUGGCGUAGUAACAGAAGUGGCCCUCGGAGCUGGCGUAGCAACAGAGGUGGCUGGUUCUGGAGCUGCUACAGCAGCAGUUGGCGCAUCCCUUGCUACAGGAGCAAGUCUAGGACAUGGAGUAACUGGUACCGGACUUACCAACGGAAUUGUGAGCCAUGGAAUCUCCGUUGAUGUGUUUAUCAGCACAUUACAAACAGCUUAUGGUUCGGUGAAAACUAGUGAUAGUUCCGUAUGUGGUGGAUUGACUGCAGCAUUCCAAAUAGCGCUUGAAACUUGCAGAGGCAAAGAAGCAUUUAUCAAUGAUGCCUUCAUCACAGCAUUCAAGACAGCCUUAGCCGCGAAAAAGGCGAAAGAGGAAUUAGUUUUCUAUCACUUUAUUAGCGCUUUCAGAUCUGCUGUAGAAGUCGCGAAGGUCAAAGAAUGCCUGAUCUCCGAAGGGUUCUUGACUUCAUUCAAAUUAGCGUUGGAAGCAAAGAAGACUGUUUUGGGUGCCGGUUUUCUAAAUGCUUUUAACUGUGGGUUCUGGCCUGGUGGUAUUUUCCAAGGAAAGGUUCAUAAAAGCUUUUCGGUGGACAUUUUCGUGCAAACUAUAUUUUCCAUCUUUGGGGCUAAAGAUGGUCUAAUAACUGGUGUUUUAAUCCAGAAGUCACUUAAAACCUUUGGUAAAUGUAAAGGUCUACCAUCUACAUUUGUGCCAGCUUGGAAAAAGGCUUUUGAUUCAUGUAUAGGCGGAGGAAGUUCCGUUUCUGUAGACGUUUUUAUAUCUGCUUUUAAGAAGACUUCAGGGUGGAAAUCAGUGCCUAUACACUGCUUAAAGGCUAUAAAAUCUCCAGAAAAUCUUGGUGCCUUCCCAGAUGGAGGAGGAGACAAACUUAAUUCAGCUUUUCCAGGAUUGGAUGGAUUAACAACUAACCCCGCACCCGGUUCCGAUUCUGAUUAUCCAGAUGAUCCUUCUAAUAUUCCUGAUCCCGAACCAGCUGGCCCAGGUUCUAAUCCUGAAUCACCAACUAGUCCUGAAAGCACUCCAGACCUUGGUGAUUCUUCCCCAACGAACCCCGAGUCUCCUGAUUCAACAUUGCCUAGUGACGAUGGUUCACCAUCUAAUACUCCUACAACUGGCGAUGACUCUGUAACUAAUGAAGACGCAACUCAACCUGAUGUACCUACAACAGCUUUAGUAAAUAAUAAACCCUCAAAGGACAAACCUAUUUUGCCAGGUCUAGGUGAUGCCCCAUCUGGAUCACCAGGUGAUGCAAACCCAAAACAAAAUCCCGGAGAUGCUGCCACUGCUACAUCCACCGCGGGUAGUGAAGCAAACGCUGGAAAAGAUGGAGCUGUUGCUAAAUCAGGAGCAGGCAGUGCUGCUACAUCUGGAAAAGAUGGAGCUGUAGCUAAAUCAGUAGCAGGUAGUGCUGCACAAGCUGGAAAAGAUGGAGCUGUUGCUAAAUCAGUAGCCGGCAGUACUGCACAAGCUGGAAAAGAUGGAGCUGUUGCUAAAUCAGUAGCAGGUAGUACUGCACAAACUGGAAAAGAUGGAGCUGUAGCUAAAUCAGUAGCAGGUAGUGCUGCACAAGCUGGAAAAGAUGGAGCUGUUGCUAAAUCAGGAGCAGGCAGUGCUGCUACAUCUGGAAAAGAUGGAGCUGUAGCUAAAUCAGUAGCAGGUAGUGCUGCACAAGCUGGAAAAGAUGGAGCUGUUGCUAAAUCAGUAGCCGGUAGUACUGCACAAGCUGGAAAAGAUGGAGCUGUUGCUAAAUCAGUAGCAGGUAGUACUGCACAAACUGGAAAAGAUGGAGCUGUUGCUAAAUCAGUAGCAGGUAGUGCUGCUACGGCUGGUAAAGGUGGAGCUGCUGCUACAUCUGUAGCAGGUAGUGCUGCACAAGCUGGUAAAGGUGGAGCUGCUGCUACAUCAGUGGCAGGUAGUGCGGCAACGGCUGGAAAAGGUGGAAGCACCGCUGUAGCUGGCAGCGCCGCGUCUGCGGUCUCUAAUGGUUCUGGUGGUACAGCUGCUGCAACAGCAGCCAGCGCGGCAGCUUCUGGAAAAAAUGGAUCCGCUGUUGCAAGCGGUACUGCUACUGCUGUGGCUUCUGGCACAGGCGGUGAUAGCACGCCAGAGCCUUGUGGUGACGGUGGACUUGUAGCACAGAAGAAAGCUGGGAUUUCGUUAGGCGCAAACUUAGCAACAAGCCUUACCGGCUAAUCCUUUUAUUAAAUAUAUGUAUUAUUUGUC